Molecule: messenger RNA, 1480 nt
Organism: Coregonus clupeaformis (lake whitefish)
Lineage: Eukaryota; Metazoa; Chordata; Actinopteri; Salmoniformes; Salmonidae
Product: thioredoxin-like protein 1
Exons: 8
Coding region: 156-1025 (289 amino acids)
Source: RefSeq, a predicted model, not a curated record
UUGACCACGCCCUGCUUGAUUUUCAUUGGUUAAUGGCCAACUUUCGUCAAGGAACUCAGGAAAGCGUGUGAUUCGAGAGAGGAGUUGAGUUUGGACACUGUUUUGUAUAUAAUCGGACAUAAAUAAAAUACAUAUUUACAGCUGUAUUCUGUAAAAUGGUCGGGGUAAAAGUAAUCGGGAAUGAUUCAGAAUUCCAACCUGAGCUAGCAGCCGCCGGCUCAAGGCUUGCGGUAGUGAAGUUCACAAUGGCAGGGUGUCGACCCUGUGUCAGAAUAUCCCCUGCUUUCAACAUGUUGAGUAACAAGUACCCACAUGUGAUUUUUCUUGAAGUAGAUGUACACGUCUGUCAGGCAACGGCUGCCGCUAACAACAUCUCUGCAACGCCAACAUUUUUGUUUUUCCGUAACAAAGUGCGCAUUGACCAGUAUCAGGGUGCAGAUGCCUCGGGUCUAGAGGAGAAGAUCAAGCAGCAUGUAGAAAACGACCCUGGAAGCAACGAGGAUUCCGAUAUUCCCAAGGGAUAUAUGGACCUGAUGCCGUUUGUGAACAAAGCUGGCUGUGAGUGCCUAAAUGAGAGCGAUGAGAGCGGUUUUGACAACUGCUUGGUCAAGGACACCACCUACCUGGAGUCUGACUGUGACGAGCAGCUCCUCAUCACGAUGGCCUUUAACCAACCUGUCAAGCUGUACUCAAUGAAGCUCCAGUCCUCUGACUUCGCCCAGGCACCUAAGUGUGUGAAGAUCUUCAUCAACCUGCCUCGCUCCAUGGACUUUGACGAUGCUGAACGGAGCGAGGCCACCCAGACCCUGGACCUGGCAGAGGAGGACUUCAAGGACGACGGGCUGAUUCCACUGAGAUACGUCAAAUUCCAGAACGUUCAGAGCGUCACUAUGUUUGUGAAGAACAACCAAGGGGAUGAGGAGACAACUAAAAUCAAGUACCUUACUUUUAUCGGGACCCCUGUACAGGCAACAAACAUGAACGACUUCAAACGGGUUGUGGGCAAGAAAGGAGAGAGUCACUGAGAAAGAGGAGAGGAGAAGAGAAGACUGGCCAUAUUGCCGCGAUGAUCCCUCCCAGUACUUGCUUGUCUGUCUGCCAAACCUGCUGGGUGGGUCAGGGGUCAGGGGUCAGGGGUCAGCUCCACUGUAACGCAACACUGACAACCAACUCUGUGUCCCAAAUGACAACAUAUUCCCUUUAUAGUGCACUACUUUUGACCCUUUUAUAGUGCACUACUUUUUGGACCUGGUAUCCAUCCUGAAGUAGCGCUUUGAUCCAGGAUCCAAAGACUUGUCUAAGAUUAAAAGUAGUGCACUAGAUGGGGGGAAUAGGGUGCCGUUUUGGGACGCGACGUCUGUAUGAGCUGUCCUCCAUGUUCGCCUGUGAAAUCACCAAGAUGAGGCGACUCAAUUCAAUUCAUUCAAACAUUUUUAUUGUAAUUCAGACAAACACUGUAAAUAAACACAAUCCAAAGGCA